AUGCUCCAGUUUCUCGACAACCUCGUACACUACGCCGACCCGACACUCCCGUCCUUCUCGUCCCUCACGUACCUGUACAUCAUCAUACUAGUCUCCUCGCUCUUGAUUUCUUUCCGCUCGCGCCAGGAAGAAGACAACAUCGCCAUGAUCGGCUGCGGGAGCAUGGGGGGUGGAAUGGCCCUGCUCUUCGCCGAGGACGGCGUCAAUGUUUCGCUCUCAGACCCGUCUGAGCAGGCAAUGGAUACAGUCAUCAACAAGGCUGAGCAGCAGGGAUACAACGGAAAGAUCAAAAAGUACAAUGACUACGAUUCCUUGUGCAAGUCACUCUCCACACCGCGCCUCCUCGUCUUCUCUCUUCCACAUGGCGGCGUUGGCGACACGGUCCUUGAGGGUCUGGAGCCACAUCUCGCCCGCGACGACAUCAUCCUGGACUGCGGUAACGAGCACUUCCAGAACACCGAGCGCCGACAGAAGAAGACAGAAGGCACUGGCAUCCGGUACAUUGGCUGUGGUGUAAGUGGCGGAUACCAGGCUGCGCGAGCGGGACCUUCAAUGUGUCCCGGCGGUGACAUCUCUGCGCUUAAGGAAGUCCUUCCACUACUAGAAAAGGUUGCAGCCAAAGACAAGAACGAGAAACCUUGUGUGGGCGUUAUUGGAAAGGGCGGCGCAGGGCAUUACGUCAAGAUGAUGCACAACGGCAUCGAGCACGGCAUGAUGAGCGCCAUCUGCGAAGCCUGGGGCAUUAUGCGAAAGAUGGGCAUGGACUACGAGGAGAUUGGCGACGUCCUAUCCCAAUGGAACUCAGAAGGCGAGCUGAGAGGCACUUUCCUUGUCUCCAUUGGCGCCGAUCUAUCUCACAAACGCGACUCAAGCGAAAAGCCCAACCAAAAAGAUCCCAAACACCAUCCCCUUGUCAUCUCACAAGUCCUCGACAAGGUCGUUCAGGACGUCACGGGCGAAGAAGGCACGGGUAUCUGGAGCAACACCGAGGCCAUUGAACUUCACGUACCAGCCUUCACCCUCAACAUCGCGCACGCAUUUCGCCUUGCGUCCGCCUUCCGCGGCGACCGUGAGCAAGCCAGCAAGGCCGCCGACGGAGGUUUCCCUCCUAGCCAGCUGGACAUUUCCGACAAGAAGGCUUUCCUUGAAGAUUUGAGGAAAGCAACAUACGCCUCAUGUCUCGCGAGCUACAUCCAAGGCAUGAAUGUCAUUGCCAAAGCAGAUCAAGAGCACAAGUGGGAAAUUGACUACUCACAAAUCUGGAAAAUCUGGCGAGCAGGAUGUAUCAUCCAAGCAGACUACAUUUCUGACGAGAUCCUCGCGCCGGUCCUCAAAUCCAAUCCUAAGCCCAAAGACUUGAACCUCAACUUCUCGACUCGCGUUGCCAAGGACGUAAAGAACUGCUUCCCAGCGCUUCGUCGCAUCGUCGCCAAGGCUGUAGAGACAGAUCAGAUAAUACCUGCCAUAAGCGCUACCCUGGAGUACUUCAAAGUCGCUAGUGGUACCGACCUACCGACCUCGUUCUACGAAGCAGAGCUCGAUUACUUUGGCAGUCACAUGUUCGACAAAAAGGGCGACAAAGAUGCAAAUGUCAAGAAGCCUAUGGAAGGCAAGCAUCACUUUGAGUGGAAGCCCGCAACGAGCCAGAAGGAACAGUACGGCCUUGUAUACAUAUUCAAGCUCCAACCUAAAACGGUCACCACAUCGUCAACAAACUUCACGCACCGCCUAUCUAGGAUCCUACAAGCCUAUACUACCAAUACAAUGCGUUUCUUCACCCUCGCAACAGCCCUCACAUCUGCAACUCUCGCAUCCUCUCGCCUGAUUGGCAUCGCAGCCCCUUCAACGCUCGCACCCAACAGCACCUUCACUCUCACCCUCCUCUCAGAAGGCUACAUCCAAUCUGUCGCCGACGUGGCAGUAGCCUGGGGUUUCGACAUAGCGCCAGGCUACCCCGGUUCUCUGGGCGCCUUCACCGAUUCCGCGUACCUAGGUCCCGAGAAGAGCAACCAGGGACAGGACAAUGUUACAAUCACUGCUAGCGUGCCUGAGGAACUAGCCAGCGAUUCCUACAAGGGCAAGGAUAUCUUGUUGAAUGCUGGAAUUUACUCUUUGUAUGGUGCUAGUGGAGGCCCAGUGGUUACGGGAUUUAAUGUUACGGUCAAGAUUGGCGAGACCACUGGUGGGGAAAUUGUACAGAGUGAGGGUCAGGCUUGGAUUCAGAACAGCAUCCAAUAG
Alternaria burnsii is the source of this 2238-nucleotide messenger RNA. Its product is annotated as 6-phosphogluconate dehydrogenase c-terminal domain-like protein. The coding region runs from base 1 to 2238 and encodes 745 amino acids. Gene Ontology annotation, biological process: pentose-phosphate shunt; pentose-phosphate shunt, oxidative branch. Gene Ontology annotation, cellular component: cytosol. NCBI's taxonomy places the organism in Eukaryota, Fungi, Ascomycota, Dothideomycetes, Pleosporales, Pleosporaceae. Gene Ontology annotation, molecular function: phosphogluconate dehydrogenase (decarboxylating) activity; NADP binding. The record is from RefSeq and is a predicted model, not a curated record. The transcript is spliced from 5 exons.